Molecule: messenger RNA, 2709 nt
Organism: Asparagus officinalis (garden asparagus)
Lineage: Eukaryota; Viridiplantae; Streptophyta; Magnoliopsida; Asparagales; Asparagaceae
Product: phospholipase D alpha 1-like
Exons: 5
Coding region: 115-2649 (844 amino acids)
Biological process (GO): phosphatidylcholine metabolic process; phospholipid catabolic process
Cellular component (GO): plasma membrane
Molecular function (GO): calcium ion binding; D-type glycerophospholipase activity
Source: RefSeq, a predicted model, not a curated record
CUCUUAUAAAUUGGAGCUCCUAAAGAAAUCAAAUACAUCAGACAAAAGUAAUUGUUCUCGUGCUUGCUGUCUACUUGUUUUUGGAUUUCCUUGCAAAAUUAAAGACUGUACAAGAUGAUUUUGCUUCAUGGAAUCAUUCAUGCAACAAUUUUUGAAGCGUAUACCAAUCUAAGCAAACCCUCUGAAGAUGCUCCGAUUCCCGAUGCGAAGACACCUACUUCAUCCACGAGGAGAUUGGGAAGACGAUUCUCAUGGAUCAAAAGAGUUUCUCUCUGUGACUUCUGCCAGCCAAAGGUACUUGAAGAAACUGAAAGCUUAAUCCUCGGCCAAGACUCACCCAAAGUGUACGCAACAAUCGACAUAGAAAAGGCGAGAGUUGGCCGAACAAGAGUGAUCACCGACGAGCCCAACAACCCAAGAUGGCUCGAGUCCUUCCGCAUCUACUGCGCUCACUUUGCCUCAAACAUCAUCUUCACCGUCAAAUCCGAGAACCCUGUGGGCGCGACGCUCAUCGGCAGAGCAUAUUUGCCGGCCGAAGACAUAAUAUACGGGGACGAGAUCGACUGCUGGCUCGACAUACUCGAUGAGAAACACAAUCCGGUCGAAGGAGAAGCCAGGAUUCACGUCAAGAUCAGCUAUCAAGAUGUGUCAAAAGACCCCGAAAAUUGGUCCAGGGGUAUUCCAAGCUCAAAUUAUCUUGGUGUUCCUCACACUUACUUCAAGCAAAGGCAAUCUUGUAGGGUAACAUUGUAUCAAGAUUCACACAUCGCCGACGAUUUCACCCCGGCGAUCAACUUAGCAAACGGGACGAUCUAUGAACCUCAUCGAUGUUGGGUCGACAUCUUCGACACCAUCAUCAACGCUCGACAUUUCAUUUACAUUGCUGGGUGGUCGGUUUACGCAAAGGUCACCUUAAUAAGGGAUCCGAGAAGUACAAGAAAUCAACAAACACUUGGGGAGCUACUCAAGAUGAAGGCUAACCAAGGUGUUCGGGUGCUUAUGCUUGUUUGGGACGACAGGACAUCGGUAUCCCUCGGUCCGUUGAAGAGAGACGGCUUGAUGGCGACCCAUGACGAGGACACAGCAGGGUACUUCCGGGGAUCCAAAGUGCACUGUGUCUUGUGCCCCCGAAACCCCGACAUGGGAGAGAGCUACGUUCAGAGUCUCGAGGUGGGGACAAUGUUCACUCAUCAUCAGAAGAUCGUGGUAGCCGACAGCAGCGACCGCAGCAGAAGCAUCAAGGGCUUUCGGUAUUCCACCAAGAGAGGGACGACCAACAUUGUGAGCUUUAUUGGUGGCAUUGAUCUCUGUGAUGGGAGGUAUGACACACAACGACAUUCCUUGUUCAGGACAUUGGGCACUGUACAUUACUCGGACUUCCACCAGCCGAACUUUCCAGGGGCAUCGAUCAGGAAAGGAGGACCGAGGGAGCCAUGGCAUGACAUACAUUGUCGAUUAGAAGGGCCUGUGGCUUGGGAUGUCCUGUAUAAUUUCGAGCAGAGAUGGAAAAAGCAAGGGACAGGCGAUAAUCUCCUCUUAAAGCUAAGUAUGCCAUCCGAUGAUGCAUCGUUAGAAACGUCGCUUCCCCAAGACGAGGCAUGGAAUGUGCAAUUGUUCAGAUCCAUCGACGGUGGAGCUGCUUAUGGAUUUCCCGAUACCCCUGAGGAAGCAAAAAUGAUGGGCCUGGUCAGCGGAAAGGAUAAUGUCAUCGACCGCAGCAUUCAGGACGCUUACAUAAACGCCAUUCGCCGGGCGAAGAACUUCAUCUACAUAGAGAACCAAUACUUCCUCGGGAGUUCCUACGAUUGGAAAUCUGAUGAUAUCAAAGUCGAGGAUAUCGGUGCGCUGCAUCUCAUCCCUAAGGAGCUUUCAUUGAAGAUUGUCAGCAAGAUCGAGGCGAGGGAGCGAUUCACAGUCUACAUCGUUAUCCCAAUGUGGCCGGAGGGCGUGCCUAAUAGCGAAUCCGUUCAGGCAAUCUUGGAUUGGCAGCGGAGGACUAUGGAGAUGAUGUAUACUGAUAUCGCUGUUGCACUCAAAGCUAAGGGGAUUCGAGGAGCGAAUCCUAAAGAUUACCUCACCUUCUUCUGCUUAGGCAAUCGGGAGACAAAGACGGUCGGAGAGUACAAGCCACCAGAGCAACCGGAGCCUGACACUGAUUACAGCAGAGCUCAAUGGUCGAGGCGAUUCAUGAUCUAUGUUCACGCCAAGAUGAUGAUAGUGGACGACGAGUAUAUCAUAAUUGGGUCAGCCAACAUCAACCAGAGGUCGAUGGACGGAGGCAGAGACACAGAGAUCGCAAUGGGAGCAUAUCAACCAUACUACCUUGCUGAGCGCAGACCGCCACGAGGGCAGAUCCAUGGUUUCCGGAUGUCUCUCUGGUACGAGCAUCUUCGGGUGGUCGACGAUGCUUUCCUCCGACCGGAGAGCCUGAGGUGCGUGCAGAAGGUCAAUGGCAUCGCUGAACGGUACUGGAAGCUCUACACUGGAGAUUUUGUUGAUAAUGAUCUCCCAGGGCAUCUACUUAGCUACCCUAUUAGUGUCGGCAAUGACGGACAGGUCACUACAUUGCCAGGAAUGGAGUUCUUCCCUGACACCAAGGCUAGGGUUCUUGGGAAAAAGUCUGAGCUUCCUCCAAUCCUCACUACUUGAUUGUAAAUAAGUGUGUUCAUGGCUUAGAUUAAUUGAUUUGUGUGUGGUUUGUGGAGAAUA